Molecule: messenger RNA, 228 nt
Organism: Eruca vesicaria subsp. sativa (arugula)
Lineage: Eukaryota; Viridiplantae; Streptophyta; Magnoliopsida; Brassicales; Brassicaceae
Source: the annotation of a GenBank genome assembly
AUGAGGGAAGCCAAAAGAAAAGUAAAAUCUAAACGACUGGUGAGAAAAGAGAACAUAAGACAUAUUGAUAAUCAGAAAAAGGAUUCGGUAAGAGAAGUUAAAGAUGCUCUUUACUUUGAUGUACAAGAUGCAGUGCAGAAGCUUAAGAGUCUAGAGACUACUCAUCCAGGUUUUCAGAGUUGUGCUAUGAAUGAUAGUAAAGAAACAGAUGAAGAAGACUCGAUCUAA